ACGAGCAUCUACCCAGACCUCUCCCGACACUAUUUUACCAUGCCUGGCGUCCUGGCGGCACUGACUGGAUCAGCAGCGGGCUCGGGCGGAGACGGGGGCCAGGGCCUUCGCGACGAGAGGAAGAAGGGCCGCACCGAGGGCGGCACGAAGGAAGAGUCCAAGCAGAUCGCCGAGCAGAUCCCCGACAAGCAGAAGAAGCUCUUCGCACUCAUGCUGAAGCAGAUCCUCAGGCUCAGCCAGCAGUGCCGCGACAUGUCAGGGGUCAUCUUCGACACUCUCAUCGCCCCGAUGACGGUCGCAUUCAUCACGAUGAUGAGCGAACAGACCGUGGCCUACGCCGCCGAGACCAAGUCAAAGGGCAAAGAGCACACCCUCGGACCUCCGCACAUAUAUGCGAUGGGCGGCCUCAUCAAGGGACUCAUGACGUACGGGGACAGCCUCGGAGCCCAGAACAACACCGACCUCGCGACAGCAUGGAAGGAGUACGACGGGUACUCAGUCGAGCAGAAGUGCGAGCUAAUUCUAUUCUGCCGCCAGGACAAGGUCUUCCAGAAGGAACGUCGCAGGAUCACCUUCGCCACCAGGGACGCGAAGUUCCGCAGCAUUCUACUGGCCUGCCUCUCCCAAGUGCCACAGACGACACGCAAGUACGGCAGAGCCCCAGCAUCGUUCAUGGAGCGGGAGAUUCAGACCUUCCUGGAGGCCCUACUGAAGUGA
Molecule: messenger RNA, 717 nt
Organism: Prorocentrum cordatum
Lineage: Eukaryota; Dinophyceae; Prorocentrales; Prorocentraceae
Source: the annotation of a GenBank genome assembly